GAACCUGCCCUCUGGUGCGGGGAGACUAACCACGUUCCUGUGUCUCCCCCUCAGCAGCCGGACGACAACUCCGGGAGCUCGAGUCCCAAGAAUGACGGCAACCGAGGGAGCGGGGGGGGAGGAGGAGGAGGAGGGGGGGGCCUGAUGGAGGAGAUGAGCGCCAUGCUGGCUCGGAGGAGGAAAGUUACGGACAAACCGGCCCCAAAGAAGGAGGACGAACCGAGCCAAGAUGCCAACUCAGCCACGAAAACCUCCACUCUCUCCAGCAGCGAAUCUAUGAAGAAACCCUGGGAGCGGAACUCCUCGACUCUGUCCAGAGGGAGUUCCUCGAUGAAGACCCCGGAGUCUCCGACCAGCCCGUCCAAUGUGGUUCAGCCUAGGGUGAAAGCUCCUCAGAGCGCCAAUGAGCUGAGCUCGGACGACAGCGAGGUGGAUCGGAUGAAGCAGGAGCUGCUGGAAGAAGUGAAGAAGGAAUUGCAGAAAGUGAAAGAUGAGAUUAUUGAAGCUGUGCGGGAAGAGAUGAGACGCCUGACCUCAUAGUAUUUCUCUCACUCGACCUCCCCCCUCCCCGCCACAUCCUCACGGACUCGAGUGACCGCCGGCCCCCGACCAACAGCCAGCCAUGACUCCGUCUUGGCCGAGGAUCGCAAAGACUUUCAUUUUAAAUUUUUUGAAAAGAAAACCAAGAAGAAAAAAACCCAGAAAUAUAUGGAUGGGGAAAUGAUAAAAGCUGCUCUCGCCCAAUGAGUUUAAAUCUGUUUCAUUCCUUUUGAUUCUAUCUUUUAUUUUGGAGUUAUUAAUUAUCAGGCAAGGUAUGUUUUUUUUAAAUUUCCUUUCUAUUAAAAUAGUGGUGAAGGUUUAAUUGACUGUUCGUUAGUUUGCAGGCAACUUCCAUGCCUUAGAAUGCAAUAAAAUCCAAUUUUAUUUUAUUUUCCCAAUUUUUCUAAUGGGAAUGUUGUAGACAUACGUUCUGUGUACCUGCUGGUUGGGAUGGAGACGAGAUUCCUGGGAAUUCCAAGCCCUUUGGCAUUCAUCCCUCUGCUGAUCAGUGUUCUGAUGAAGGGGGAGACCUUCUGAUAUGAUUUCUGACUCUCUGCACAACUCAAGUGCUUACGCGCUCCAAACUUGUAGCAUGGAGCCAUCCAUUUGGUUCCAUUCCAAGCGCUUCUUACAUUCCCUUCCAAGAGUCGCGGGCAGAUUCCAACUUGGGUUGACGUGUGGAGUUUAUUCCCAGUGUCCACCCGAUCCAUGAUCCCAGGACCUCCAGGAUGGUUUGGCUUCACGAAGGAUCCACUGUGUCUUCAUGGUGAAGGUCAGGGUCGCCCAGUUCCCUCGCCCCCUGAUCUCUGACCUCUGCUUCUCUACGGGUAAAUGGGCUUGAGGUGAGUGGAGGUGAAGGGGGGGUCCCAUUUCACGAACUAGAAGUCGACAUCUCUGCACCGUGUGUAGAAGCGCAGCUACAGAACGCGGCUAGGUCACUGGACACAUUUGCACGUUCUCUCCCGUGACCUGCGUGGGUUUUCUCCGGGCGCUCCGGUUUCCUCCCACAUCCCAAAGACGUGCGGGUUUGUCGGUUAAUCGGCCCUCUGUAAAAUUGUCCCCCUGGUGUGUAGGGAGUGGAUGAGAAAGUGGGAUAAGAUCGAAGGAGUGCGAACAGGCGAUCGAUGGCCACCAUAGACAUGAUGGGCCGAAGGGCCUGUUUCUGUGCUGUGCCUCGAAACUUAAUAUGACCAAAUCCUACUGUGGCCACUGGGGAUUAAUUUUAUUUUCAAAAGAACAGUAAUUAGGAAACUAUCAGAUGGCUGUGCUAAUGCCCCUUGGGGCAGGGAAAUGGCCAAUAUUGGUCCCUCUGUGAUGUUCGACCUGUAACAACCAUCGCAGCUCAGGGAAUUGGAGAUGGCAAUAACUGUGCUGGCACACGUUGCCCGUGCUUGUGUAUUGGACCUUCUCACCUCCAGACAAAGGUUUGCCGUGCUUGUUAGGAAGCUGAGGAGGGGGCAGGACAGAGCAAGGGAUAGCAUGAAUCUGUCUGGAUGGCUCUUCCAAUGGGCCGAAUGCACUGUCCCUUUUGCCGAGCGGGAGAGUUAUUAUCCUUGGGUAACGUCACCUAUGCAUGUUCUCCACAGAUGCUGCCUGACCCGCUGAGUUACUCCAGCACUCUGUGUCCUUUUUAAUUACCAUUGGGCUUGUGGGGGGUCCAAUGAAUUGCCCCCCCCACUCCCCACCGACCCCAUUUGACCCUGGUGCUCACAGUAUUGAGACCCCAAUCUUACAACCCAUGGCUGUGCGCCCCAACAAUCCCCUGAGUGACCAGUCAUGGAGAGAGAUGUGGCCCCAAUACCAAGCCCUCCUUGACCAGGCAUCUCCCGGUCAAACGAGCUCAUGGCCGAUGGGUGGUCAGUGUAGUUUAUUGUCACGUAUACCGAGGUACAGUGAAAAGCUUCUGUUGCGUGCUAACCAGUCAGCGGAAAGACAAUACAUGAUUACAAUCGAGCCGCUUACAAUGUACAGAUACAGGAUAAGGGAAGAUAGUUCACUGCAAGGUAAAGCCAGAAGAAAUGUUACUGUAUGAGUAGAGAUAUAAGAGUGUGGAGCGAUUGUAAGAUGCGAUUGUAGAUCUGGUUCAGUGGCCAGCGCGCAAGUGGUCACUGGGUUUGGCCCCAUCUUGGAGAUGUCCAUGGGAGGUGAACGGGGGAACCAAGGCAUUAACUUGAACAAUAGAAAGCCCCAUUACCCCCCCCCCCCCCCACAAUCAUCUUUCCCAUCUCACGUCUUUGUACCAUUGAAGGGGGAGGGGGAGGGGGGGGUGGGGUGGAGGGGGACCCGCCAUUGUCCACCUUCCUCCAGCACAGGCGUGCAGGGGCCAGACCUCCUCCUCAAGGUCAAACUGAAGCCUCUUUGUCCAACGGUCAGGAAACUCCUCCAACUCGCUGCCCAUCGGUCAAGGGGCUGAAACAUAUUCAGUUCCCUGUGCUGGGAGGACCGGACUUACUGGGAGAACCAGACGUGUUGGGAGGACCAGACAUGUUGGGAGGACCAAACUUGUUGGGCGGACCGGACUUGUUGGGCGGACCAGACUUGCCGGGAGGACCAGACAUGUUGGGAGGACCAGGCUUGCCGGGAGGACCAGACAUGUUGGGAGGACCAAACUUGUUGGGAGGACCAGACUUGCUGGGAGGACCAGACAUGUUGGGAGGACCAGACUUGGAGUCUAGCCAGGUUGGGCCAUGUCAGGUGGGCAGAUGCGAGAUGUAUCAGCUGAUCAUGGUGGGAUUGGGAGGGAUGUUAGUUCACGUUGUACGUCUGUGUGGCCGCCCACUGGCACUGGCAACACCCUGUAGGUUGACCAGUUUAUUGGCUUGCGUUUUUUACAUUAUUUUAUAUAAAGUGUAAACACUGGAUGCCUUUAUAUUAAAAUAUAACUGCUUUUGGUUUUGAUUCUGA
Molecule: messenger RNA, 3444 nt
Organism: Amblyraja radiata (thorny skate)
Lineage: Eukaryota; Metazoa; Chordata; Chondrichthyes; Rajiformes; Rajidae
Gene: vasp
Product: ena/VASP-like protein
Exons: 8
Coding region: 145-540 (131 amino acids)
Source: RefSeq, a predicted model, not a curated record